AUGAAGUUGAUUGCGGUGACAUUGUGCCUCGCGUUGGCGAGUUACGCUGACUCGGACCUUUUGCAGAUGCCCCGGGAAUUGUGGUCACGAGUGAUCAACGGUGGUUUCCGUAGGCUAGGCAAAAUUGAUCCUCUGCAUGUACCUAUAAUCAAGGUCGACCAAUCCGAGGGUGACACGAAUUAUCGAGUGCUACUGCGCAACCUCGAGAUCGCUGGAUUGAACAAUUCCAAGAUCGAAAGUGUCCAAAUCGUGCGUGGACAGCUACAAUCAAAUCUCAGUGAUAACGAGGCUGGUUACGUCAGCUAUAACGAGGCAAGCGACGCGGACUCGAUCAGAUACAGGUUCCACACGCUCGUCAAGGAACCAAAGUCCAACAGCGAGGAUAGAGAUUUGAAUGCCAGUGAGCACUUUGAUCGGUUCGUGUUGUACGACCCUGUUGACAUGAAAGCUGCUUCGGAAGCGGAUUUGCUGAAAGCGAAUACGCAAAACGAGCAGAGCCGAAGGAACUACAAUUCGUCGUUCGCUGUUAGAAGAGAAUACGAUCGGGAGCAGGGCGAAGACACGGUAUUUCAACUUCACCAACAACCCACUUAUGGAGACGUGAGAGUUAUGAUGAACUCCACGCCGAAGAUUCCAUCUCAAGUUCGAGUUGUUUACACCCACGGCUACCACAAUACCCAAGGUGACCUUCCCCGACCAUGUGUAGGUGCCUGCAAGCCCAAUUACGCAUCCAGAGUCAGAUCAGGAACAGCUCAGAACUAUCCAUCGCAACCUCAACAACAAUAUCCAUACGACACGGAAUCGAGACAUUACCAAGGCCGUGUGAAUUAUAACGAGCAAGCAGCUACUCCCCGUUAUGGAAUCAAGGCUCAGUUUGGGGGCGUUUCACAGUCGCAAUACGGAGUGAAGGAUGGUCAAAAUGGAGCAGUACAGUACUCGGCUGAUUUCGAUGGCAACGCUCAACCGGCUGAUCAAAGACCUAAUCAAUUUUCAAUUAAAAAUGGUAACUCUGGAUUCAGUUACAGCGGCAACUACAACAUUGGGCCGUUUGCUGUUAACGCUCGAAAUGAAGAUAAUUACGGAAGUACUAUUCAUCCUCAGCCACAAAAUCACUUUUCCGUCAAAGGGACUCCAGGUGCUGGACUGAGUUACUCAACCAAUUACAAAAAAGGUCCAGUUUCAGUUGGUAGUCAACGCGGUGAAAGCUACGGAACGACUGGAUAUCCGCAAAACCAAUAUUCCGGCAACUCUCAAAUAGAUUACACUGGAAGCUACAAUACUGACUCGUAUUCCGGCAACUACGGAAGCACUGUUCACCCACAACAUCAAUUUGAAGCGAAAAACGUCGCAAGACCUUCCAUGAGCUAUGCAUUUAACUUCAAGAAGGAUCCGGUCCCCGUUCAACAUGGCGGGACCUACCCAACAACUGAACAGUCACAGUAUCCGUACUCGGUCAAAGAUAGCAGCUAUAGUACUACCAAACAACGUCCGAAUCAGUUUUCCAUUAAAGGAGGCAGUUCCGGACUGGACUACUCCGGCCAUUACAAAGCUGGCCCGUUCUCAGUUGAGGCCCAGAGUGACGAUGCUUACGGCACCACUGGACAACCGCAAUAUCGAUAUUCACCGAAAAGUGUAACUGAACAGUACGAACAACCCCAGAAUGAAUUUGCCAUCAAGGCUGGAAAUGAAUAUGGAGUACAAUAUGGUGAACGUUAUGGAUCAUCUUCCAAAAACUACGAAGUGAGAGCUCAAGCGGGAGGUGCUAGAUUUUCAACUGAAAAGUCGGGAAUCAAGGGACAGUCUAACAAUUUCGGGGUUAAUUACUCGGGUAACUUUAACAACGGAGCAUUCUCGCUGCAAGCCGGAAACGAAAGGGACCAACUGAAGAACCGAGCGAGUCAGUCAACAAGGUACACCGAGGCAACAACCCCGCAAUAUUUUGAGGAGUUUCAACCAUACAAAUCUCCGGAGAUACGCUUGGAAAAGCAGCCGAGCUACGUCGACAUUGUCUACGCGUCUCCCGCUAAACAGGGAACCAAAUUGCAGCAAACGGAAGAGAUUCAAAGUCUCGGAUUUGUCUAGGAACAGGAUGCGAGCAGCCGCGACGGCGUAUACAACUACACAAACGGCCAAUCGCUGCACCAGCGCAACGACGCAGCUCGUGUUACCGUUGACGCGGGUCGUAUCAGGGACCUUCUGAGGUACGCCGAGGAGUAUCAAGAGCAGCAAGGCUAUUACGAGGAGGGCAUGGAGUUGAUCUAUCACUUCGGCAAUCUGUCGAACGACAGCAAGGCGACGAGCGAGGGCCCGGGGCGCAACAAGCGCCAGCACAGCAACGACCGAGACGAGGACGACCUGAUGCACGUGGUGGUGAGGCUGCGCAUACCGCAAUUGAGCGUGAAGUCGAAUUACGCGCUGACGGGCAAAGUCGGGCGCAGACAGCUGAGAGGCGCUGGCGUCCUCGGCGCAAAUUUCACCGACGUGGUCGCUGACUUUACCGUCGAGCUGAAGAGGGUGGAUAACAAGACGAUGAUAGUGCGUGCUGCGCGAGCCAAACUUUUAUCCAAAGACCGCAAACUGCGAUUGCAGGGAAUGGAUGAAAACGGACCACUUGGCAGCAUAUUAUCUCACGGUCUGCUGGCCGCGGAGGCUGUCGCCGCGAUGAUCGCCGAUGACCUGGCAACCAAAGCCCUCAACGAAGACAACAAUGCCGAGGCGAUGAUUUACAAAAUGUAUAAAAAUUUGCCAGUGAUCGAGAAAUCGUAAACGGUGCCACUACACGCUUGUCUCUUUUCUAUCUUAAAAGUAUUAUCGACGCGAUAUUUGUAAGGGUAUUUAUUUAUUGCGAGCAUCAACUUGUACUGAUUCAUUCAUUCGUUGCCAUUUUCUUCGCCUGCUUUUCUACGCAAAUUGUGACUCGCCGCUGUUGAACUCUAUUCUUAUUUUUUUUAUUUCUCCAAGCCAAUGAAUUGGAUAAUGAAACGAGAUUUUUUUCUCUCUUACUCGACAAUGUAUUUUUUUAUGUCGGUCAUUAACCCAAAUUCCAUUCUAACGUUGGACGGUCUACGGAGUAAUUAAAAAGGGCAAAUAAGAUAAUUGGGAAAAAUGAAUAAUACACCAGAAAAAAAUCUGAUUUAUAAGUCACUUGCCG
Phymastichus coffea is the source of this 3151-nucleotide messenger RNA. RefSeq lists its product as uncharacterized. The record is from RefSeq and is a predicted model, not a curated record. Lineage: Eukaryota; Metazoa; Arthropoda; Insecta; Hymenoptera; Eulophidae. The transcript is spliced from 7 exons.